ACACCGUUCAUAGCUGAAAACUUCACGAUCUCCCGAGGCUCGCCCCGCUUUUUCCAAAUUACGAGUUUGGUCUUGAAUCGUUCGCACGGGUCCACCGCGUUCAGUCGAAGAGAGGUAACGUGAACUAGAGCGAGAGUGAGAAGAGAAAUGCGUGCAGCGAGAGAGAGAGAGAGAGAGAGAGAGAGAGAGAGAGAAUAAUGCAAGUGAAAAUGAAUUGAAAUGAAAUGAAGUGAAAGAAAAAACGAGCGUACCUUGUUUCAAAACCCCUUUAGUAACGGAGGCAAAGUCGGAGGAGAGGAGCCAGAGGAAACUGGAAGUGGGUGAGCUAGUGUGGGGCGCCGCAAGAGGAAGUCCGGCGUGGCCGGGCAAGGUCGAGUCUUUGGGCCCACCGGGCACCAUGACUGUCUGGGUCCGUUGGUACGGGGGCGGGGGCGGUCGCAGCCAGGUCGAGGUCAAGGCUCUCAAGUCACUCUCCGAAGGCCUCGAGGCGCACCACCGUGCGCGAAAAAAGUUUAGGAAAAGUCGUAAAUUGAACAUGCAGCUGGAGAACGCGAUACAGGAAGCGAUGGCGGAGCUGGACAAGGCGACGGAGCGGAGCAACGAGCCGAAGAUCAUCGGGAGCAGGUCCUGCAGAACGACGCAAGGUGGCGGCAAGGGCUCGGAGAGCAGCGGCGCCGUUUCGAGGCAAGAGGGCAAAAGGUCGUCGAAGAAGUCCGUCGGUUCCUUGAACAACGUCGCGGCUGAGCAGAACGAGUGUAGGUGAUCGACUCACGGCGACGAGCUGCGCUGCUCUGCGAUGAGAAACCGAUUGUCACCGAGUGGCGACUUGCUGCUUUUCGCCGACUGACUCUCUGUACUCGUAUUCUCGCUAACGCAACGCGUUGUUUGUACUCGACAGAACCAACUGAGCCUCGAAAUUCUACGAAAUUCUACAUUCUUCAACAUCGACACACCGGUUUUUCGGUGGUCUUACUUUCCAAGUACCAAGAUUCGGAUUUUCCUAGAAGCUUUACCUUUCUGCGUUGCGAUCGUCGCGUGAAAAUCGUUCGAAUCGUGUAAAAUGUCACGAGAGCCACGUGUUGCACGCGAGAGAUGUAAGCGAGAACGCUAGACGAGAGAAUUGAGAUUCCAGUGAUGAUGAGAAUCGCGACGCAGAAACCGGGGGAUGGGGGGGUUGUUGAACGAAAGCGAGAUCGAUUGUAGAGUAAACGAAAAUUGUACAUACAUUCUUCCUCUGUCGUAGUAAACGAGAAUUGUUCGAUUCUAGAAGGUAACGGAGCGCUAAGUAAGUAUUAUACAUAUAUAUCGCUCUUUCCAAGCAGGAGAGAGAGUAAAAAAAGAAAAAAAAGAAAACCAAUAUCGCGGUCCAGUUUGUUGACGAACAAAGCAACAAAAUCGACGAAUCCAUAAGCAUCCGAAAGAGAAGAAAAUUAUUACGGUUGUCUUUUGAUAGAAUCAAAAAAAAAAAAAAAAAAAAAAAAAAAAGAAAAACAAAAAAAAGAAACGUAGGUGAAAAACGUAGAUUCGCGAACGAUUCGAUCGACGUUCUUCUUGCGACACGCGCGAGCACGUUUAUUUUUCUUGUACAUACAUACAUACAUACAUGCGUACAUACAUACGUGAGUGUCGACGAUAACGAAAGGCGUGAAAGUUUGUAGAAACUGUGUGGGUGCAUCACGUUGAUAAAGCGGAGAGAGAGAGAGAGAGAGAGAAGUCAAUCGAAUGUGAUUGAAGCGACUGAAUCUGUAGUAGAAGUAGAGAGAGAGAGAGAGAUACUAUGUAAUCAAGUUACGAAGAGAUUUUUAUCGAUCGAAAGUCGGUCCUCGACGUGAUAUAGGAUAAAUUCUGUCGUUAUUGUCUUUGCGAUGCAAUGAUUUGCUACUGCGGGCGAGCGUCCAACGUUCUGGCAAAACACCAUAAUUUCCUACUGUGCGAGGUGAAGCGUUCAAAGCGUUACGCGAAGCAAAUCGUUGCCACGAACAACAUUGUCGCGUUGUAAUAUCGUUUAGCUGUUCUAAUCGUCUAAUUCUGAAACCAGAGCCUGUUGGAUCCUUCGUUUGUUAAGAAUAUUUUUGAAAAAAAGAAUAUUUACUCGAGAAAUUUGCUUCCGGCGGCGAAAUUGUUGAAUGUCGAGUGUAUAUUUUCCUUUGAUGGUCAGGAUUAACACGAAGAAAAGGUGGGAGGGGGGAGAAGUUGUAAAGAAAAUGUAAUAAUCGGCGUUAUUAGAACGAAAGAGUCCGGAUUGUAUCGUUACACGCGUGAUUACUUACGUGAUUACGAUCAUCGGGUGUGAUACUGGAAAGUUUCUUUCGUUCGAGAACUAUUGAAACGACGCGACGAGUUUGAAAAGUAUUACGUAGCUAAGCGCAUCGAUUGUAAAGAAUACUGUGCAGACCUUUCUUUCUUUUUCUUUUUUCUUUUUUUUUUUUUUCUUUUUUUCUUUUCGAGUCGUCGAACUGAAACCAGACUUACAGCUAGCAAAGACGAGUGUAACUCGAAUUGUAACGCGAAAGAUAAUACACUCUGCAGAUAAUAAAAAUCCGCGUAAACGAACGCGAGCGAUUCUUGCAACUUUCGAACUUUCGAGACGUUGUUUCGAAUGUAACAUACGAGUGUAAGUGGCAAUUUGUAUCUUCGAGACUUGCGUAAAAUACGUGCAACGUAAUACCAGUUAGAACCUACGAUCGGAGCGUUCCAUUUUAAAACGGCGAACACACUCUCACGCGUCACGGUCGAUUUUUCGUUUUCCUUUUUUUUUUCUUUUUUUUUUUCGCGCGAGCAUGCAUACGUACACUUGCAUUCGAGAUACAGGAACAAGUAGUUUUUAAACGAUAUUUUUGAGAAAGAAUCAACAUCACAGUAUACUAUAGGAAAAGAAGUCAUUGUUCCCGGUCCAUCAUUUUUUUAAACGGCUAUACAGACAAGUGAAUGUACGAGAAGCAAGCCAAGUUUUACCCGGGAGGUCAUCGUGUUGCGUUAUGUAGUUAAAGCAACACGUCGAGAGCUCUUUUUUAACCACGGCCGACGUUUUUUGAUCCGCGUGAAUCGUUUUCUAAUUAGGCGUAUUCUUUAGACGUGUACAUAAGAAACGAUUCGAGUUAAUGAAACGGGAGAAAAAAAAAAAGAGGUCUCUGCGAAGUGUCGUUUAUCCGAUUUUUUAAUCACGGGACACACGUUGAAUUUCCACUUUUAACAAAAAGAGAGAGAAAGAAAAAAGAAAGAAAAAAAAUAUCGGGUGUCUUUCGAGUAACUUGAAGUAAAUUUUACUUAGAAGUUAGAAAACAGAGAACGAAAACCAAAAGACAAAAAAAAAAAAAGAAAAGAGAGUGAGGAAGAUAACGCAAUGGAAGAAGCGUAGAACGCCGAGAAAAUUUAAAAAGAUACACUCUUUUUCAUUUUCACGUUCUCUCUGAGUGCGUGUCCAACCAUAUUUUUUUUUCUCUUUUCCCUUUCUUCUUUCCUGUUCUUUCCCCCCCUUUUUUUUGUUCUUUUCUUCUCUCUUAAAUCUCAGUCGAGUACGACAGCGUGUAAUUUUAGCGUGUCUUUAUUUUUGUAUCGAAACACGAAAAUCCAAAACUAUGGUACCGCGUUGUUCAGCGCACAAUUUAACUCUGAGACGCGAGAAAAUGUUCCUUUGAAAGCAUGUACGCAUAAAUAAUAUGUACAAAAGCCAUACAGAGCGAAUGUUUAAGAGUUAGUAGGAUGUACGAGUAUUAAAUGGAUAUUUUAUUUGAU
Messenger RNA from Frieseomelitta varia, 3735 nucleotides. RefSeq lists its product as uncharacterized. The coding region runs from base 398 to 763 and encodes 121 amino acids. Gene Ontology annotation, molecular function: chromatin binding. NCBI's taxonomy places the organism in Eukaryota, Metazoa, Arthropoda, Insecta, Hymenoptera, Apidae. The transcript is spliced from 2 exons. The record is from RefSeq and is a predicted model, not a curated record. Gene Ontology annotation, cellular component: chromocenter; nucleus.